CCCUAACCCUAACCCAUAUAUAUAUAGAUAAAAUAAGUGAAUGCAGUUUGAUAGCUGUCAACGAGAAGUGAGUACUUCAACAUAGAACAUAUAAAUAUGUGAUAUUACAAUGUAAUCAAAGUAACGUUGGCUUGAUGUAUUUUAUUGGAUAACAAGUCCAGGAACUCGACCAAUCACAUUGGACUUCAUUAAAGGUUGUGUAUUUGUGUAUUUGCGUAUUCGUGUAUUUGUGUGUGUCCACAGGUCCAGAUGUAGUCGAACAUCAGAUUGACAGACAGCUCUUUAGGGGGCGGAGCCUGCUGGUGGUGGUGAUGUCAAAGAGAGGAGCGGGGGGGCGAGGGAAGGGGGAGCGACCUGACGCCAUGGCAACUCUUCAAGCAGCCAAUGAGGAGCUGAGAACCAAACUGACGGAAAUCCAGAUCGAACUACAACAUGAAAAGAACAAGGUCAGCCGCCUGGAGAGAGAGAAGAGUCAGGAGCUGAAGGCGGAGCAUCACCGGGCAACGGUUGCCGUGACGGAGCUGAAGACCAAACUCCACGAAGAGAAGCAGAAGGAGCUGUGUGUGAGUAGAGAGACGCUACUACGGCAACACGAGAUGGAGCUGAUGAGAGUCAUCAAGAUCAAAGACGGAGAGAUUCAGCGUCUCAACGGCCUGGUGCUGAUGCUGAGGGACGGGUCCACGGACAAGGUGAGGAGUGCUCUGCUGGCAGAGGUGGAGGAUGCGAGGAGGAACUGGGAGGCGGAGCGUUGCCGCCUCCAGCAGGAGGUGCAGGAGCAAAGAGGAGCCAAGAGGAGCGCUGAGGAGGCUCUGACAUCAGCACAGCAGGCCUGCCAGGCCCGAGCAGCUGAGCUGAGAUCAGCUCAUCACCAUCACCAGGAGGAGCUGAACAGGACUAAGAGAGACUGUGAGAGGGAGAUACGCCGACUGAUGGAUGAGAUUAAGUUGAAGGACAGAGCUGUCAGUGUUUUGGAUAAAGCCCUGGGGCUGCAGGCUGGACACGCUCAUCGCCUCCAGCUGCAGACUCAGGCUGCUGAGCAGCAGAUCGCAGCCCUGAGAGAUGCACAAAGGGUUGGACUAAACUACCCUGGUCAAGCCCUUAACCCUACCCCUAACACUGCUCCUCACACCUCCCAGGAGGACCGGGACACGCGCAGGUUUCAGUUAAAAAUCGCUGAGCUCAGUGCUGUAGUCAGGAAGUUGGAGGAUCGAAAUGCUCUGCUGUCUGAAGAACGAAACGAACUGCUGAAGCGUCUGCGAGAGACAGAGAGUCAGUUUCUUCCUCUUCUGGACAAAAACAAAUGUCUGAGCAGGAAGAACGAGGAUCUGGAUCUCACGUUGCGUCGCCUCGACAACAAGCUUCGCUUCGUCACCCAGGAGAACAUGGAGAUGGUAACUAUGAGGAGACCGAGUUCUUUAAACGACCUGGACCGCAGCCACUCCAACAGUUACCAUGGUUACAGCCAGGAUGAGAGAGAGAUGGAGUUUCUACGUUUACAAGUUCUGGAGCAACAGCACAUCAUCGACGACUUGUCCAAGGUACUUAAACUACUACUACUACUACUACUUAUACUACUACUACUACUACUACUACUUUUAAUACUACUACUACAACAGCACAUCAUCGACGACUUGUCCAAGGUACUUAUACUACUACUACUACUACUCCUACUACUUUUAAUACUACUACUACAACAGCACAUCAUCGACGACUUGUCCAAGGCUCUGGAGACAGCUGGUUAUGUAAAGAAUGUUAUAGAGAGAGACAUGUUACUGAGACACAGACGUCAAGAAUCAGUCAGGAGGAAACGAACCUUCAAAGCCUGCAGGGUCAUAGAGACGUUCUAUGGCUAUGAUGAGGAAGUGUCUGUGGACUCUGAUGGAUCAUCUUUGUCAUUUCACACCGACAGAACUCCUGAUACAGAAACAGACGAGGUGUGUGUGCGUGAGGAGGAGGAGUUCCGUUACCGUCAGCUGACUCAGGAGUAUCAGGCGCUGCAGCGAGCGUACGCUCUGCUGACGGAGACGAGCGGAGUGAACUACGAUGCUGAGAAGGAGAUCAAGACCAGAGAGCAGUUGCUAACUGAAAUCAGUCAAUAUCAAACCAGAGUUGCAGACCUGGAGUCCGCACUGAAACAACAAGGACUGGAUGUGAAGUGGGUGGAGGAGAAGCAGGCAUUGUAUCAAAGGAAUCAAAAGCUGGUGGAGAAGGUGAAGCAAAUGGAAGGUGAAGAGCUGCAGCUGGAAAAUGAAAUCCAGGAUGUCAGAGAUCAGAACGAACUCCUGGAGUUUCGGAUCUUAGAGCUUGAGGAGAGAGAGCGACGCUCACCUGCCAUUAACUUCCAACAACUCCAUUUCCCAGAAGGCCUCAGUCCCCUACAAAUCUACUGCGAGGCAGAGGGAGUCCCUGACAUUGCGAUCAGUGAGUUGAUGAAGAAGCUGGACAUUCUGGGAGAUAACGCCGUAAGUAAUCUGUCCAAUGAGGAGCAGGUGGUGGUGAUCCAGGCCAGGACGGUUCUAACUCUAGCAGAAAAGUGGUUGGAGUCCAUUGAAGUGACAAAGUCGGCUCUGCAGCAGAAGAUGUUGGAUAUUGAAAGCGAGAAGGAUCUAUUCAGUAAACAGAAAGGCUACCUGGAUGAAGAGUUGGACUACAGGAAGCAGUCCAUGGAUCAGGCUCAUAAGAGGAUCCUGGAGCUUGAGGCCAUGUUGUUUGAGGCUCUGCAGCAGCAGGAGGAUUUCAGGAUGGAGGAAUUAAAGAUGGAACAGGGUCGUCUGUCCGAAACACUGACGGAGGAAGAGAGGGACGGGCUGAGGAGAGCAAUGGACCAAUGGAAACGAACUGUAAUGUGUGAGUUGAGAGAGAGAGACGCCCAGAUUCUCCGAGAGAGGAUGGAAUUACUGCAACUCAUACAACAGCGGAACAAGGAGCUGGAGGAAUGCAUAGAAGCACAGAAACGACAGAUUAAAGAGCUGGAAGAGAAGUUUCUAUUUCUGUUUCUAUUCUUCUCUUUGGCUUUCAUCCUCUGGUCCUAACAGCAGCUGGUGAGUCAAACAGCAACAUGGUUUACUGUUGGGCUUUCUGCAGGGGCAACACAUUUAAACGCUGGGCAACGGGUAACUACAGGGCAAUAAAGUCUACCCCAGGUACACAGGAUGUACUGAAGGUAUACAGAGGUUACUCCAGGUACACAGGAUGUACUGAAGGUAUACAGAGAGUACUGGGGAGACUGGCUCAGUGAAAGAGCGGGUCUAUCUUCAAUCAGAGGAUCGGCGGUUCGCUCCAAUAGUCGAUGUAUCCUUCUGCAAGACACCUUGCAUGGUGUAUGAAAGGGUGAGUUAAAGUACUGUACUGUACUGAAGGUAUACAGACUUUACUCGAGGUAUACAGGAUGUACUUAAGGUGUACAGAGGUUACUCCAAGUAUACAUACCAUACUGAAUGCAUACAGAGCGUAUUGAAGGUCUACUGAACGUAUACAAGGUGUACUGAAGGUAUACAGAAUUUACUCCAGGUGUAUAGGGAUUUACCCCAGGUGUGCCCCACUCUGUGUAUACAGUGUAUCCCAUGUAUACCGAGUGUACACCAGGUAUACCACAGGUAUACAGAGUGCACUGAAGAUAUAGAAUGUGAACUAAAGAUAUACAGGUAUAUCAGGUGUAAAAAAGGUAUACCGGGUGUAAUAAAGGUACACAGGUACACCCAACAUAUACCCCAGGUGGACAGAGUUCAACCCAGGUGUACAGGUUUUAUACCAGGUGAACAGGAUUUUCCCAGGCUUACAGAGUGUACCCCAGGUCUCAAAGAUUCACCCCAAAUAUAUAGAACAUACCUCAGGUCUACAGGGUUUAGUCCAGGUAUACAGAAUAUACCCCAGGUCUACAGAGUUUAGCCCAGGUAUACAUAGUGUACCCCAGGUCUAUAGAGUUUAGCCCGAGUGUACAGAAUGUAACCCAGGUCUACAGGGUUUAGCCCAGGUAUACAGAAUCUACACCAGGUCUAUAGGGUUUAGCCCAGGUGUACAGUGUACCCCAAGUUUACAGUGUUUCCUAUCACUUUGUUUUAGCUCAACAGCUGUCAAUGACUGUUUUAAUUAACAUACAUACCAUUGGAUCACAUCAACUUAAAGGUUUUAAUGUUCCAGUCUGUGUUUUAGUGUCUGCACACCUCCAGAGUCCAGCAGCUGAAAACUCAGCAGGGUCAGCUCAGUCUUGAUCAGACCAAGCAACCUGAGGAUUCAGAAGGAUUCACGGUAUGAACCAGCAGCUUACAGACUCGGGUAUGUUGGCUUCACUGCCCCACUGACCUGCUUCUGGCUGCUGUCAGCCAAUCAGAGCGGGACCCAGCUGUUAGCUGACUCUGGAACACAGUCACACCUCAAAGACGAAGACAUUGAUGGUUUCCAUGGCUACAGAUUGACGUUUCAGACAAGUGAAAACCAAAACCGGCAAUAUGCUUUGUAGCUUACUGUUAGCUACUGUUUACUGAGAACUUCUGGUUUAGAAACCUGAUAUGCAGCUGACAAACACAUUCUGGCCUCACGAGGCCCGCUGGACUAAAGUGGUGCCUGACUUCAUACAGUGUUAGAUCACCCAACUAGAAUUCAUGCAAUGUUAGCUCAGCUAGCUAGACGUCAUACAGCGUUAGCUAAGCUUGUAAAUAUUGCCAGCUAACUUAGCUGAAUUCUAACAGGUGACUUCAGUGUUAAGGUAGUUGAUUUGGUCAGUUACAGUCAACUAACCUGUUUGUGGGUGAAGGAAGCUUCAGGGACAGAUGCAAAGCGUGAUGAACAACCAUAGAUGCUCAGUAAAAUGGUUGCUAAGCUACCUUGAUGAAUUCACACAGUAGAAUCACUGUAGAAACACACUAUGAAACAUUACAAACAUUCUGCUCUAAAAUAUGGGUUCAGUUGAGUUUAACUUUUUCCUGAUUGUCUGAUCCACAUGCAGACUGGAGAGUCAACUAACAUUAUGGAACCUUUCAGCUCCACUCAUGGAUCUAUGGUUACAAUGUGUAACUUUUCAGCCCCCUUGAGUCAUCCCGGGACCAAAACUGAUGUAGGAAACAAUUUUUCAUGGCAUCAGGAGGUCUACUAGAGCUGCAACAACUGAACAACAGGAACACAGAGCUAGGAAAACCAUGUUCUGAUCUGAAGAAACAAAAAAGUCUGAAACAGGUUUUAAUGUCAGAAAUGUCAUCACUCUGCAGAGUUUAGAUUUUGCCCAGACUGCUCCACAUUAUAAAGUGGUGAGAUUUCACACAUUAACUAUGAGUUCAAACUGAAAGUGAAA
Molecule: messenger RNA, 5287 nt
Organism: Anarrhichthys ocellatus (wolf-eel)
Lineage: Eukaryota; Metazoa; Chordata; Actinopteri; Perciformes; Anarhichadidae
Gene: jakmip3
Product: Janus kinase and microtubule interacting protein 3
Exons: 22
Coding region: 312-3032 (906 amino acids)
Molecular function (GO): microtubule binding; kinase binding
Source: RefSeq, a predicted model, not a curated record